This is a messenger RNA of Chiloscyllium plagiosum (whitespotted bambooshark), 2241 nucleotides long. RefSeq names its product ATPase, H+ transporting, lysosomal, V1 subunit B, member a (gene atp6v1b2a). Gene Ontology annotation, molecular function: ATP binding; proton-transporting ATPase activity, rotational mechanism. Gene Ontology annotation, biological process: ATP metabolic process; vacuolar acidification; proton transmembrane transport. The record is from RefSeq and is a predicted model, not a curated record. Gene Ontology annotation, cellular component: proton-transporting V-type ATPase, V1 domain. Lineage: Eukaryota; Metazoa; Chordata; Chondrichthyes; Orectolobiformes; Hemiscylliidae.
GACGGGGAGGCCGAGCCAUUGAGGGGGGGCGGGAGAGAAGAUGUCGCUGAUGGUGGAGCAGGCGGCCGUGGCUAAUGGACCUCAUUUGGCGGCCCAGGAACACGCACUUGCGGCGACGAGGAUUUUUAGCUCCCAGCCUAGGCUGACCUACAAGACAGUGUCUGGUGUUAAUGGACCAUUGGUGAUCUUGGACCAAGUAAAGUUUCCAAGGUUUGCAGAGAUUGUACAUUUGACUCUACCUGAUGGAUCCAUUCGAAGUGGACAAGUUCUGGAAGUUAGUGGCAGUAAGGCUGUUGUACAGGUGUUUGAGGGGACAUCAGGUGUUGAUGCCAAAAAAACAGCAUGUGAAUUUACAGGUGAUAUACUUCGCAUAUCUGUUUCGGAGGAUAUGCUUGGUAGAGUGUUCAAUGGAUCAGGGAAGCCUAUUGACAGAGGGCCAACUGUAUUGGCUGAAGAUUUUCUAGAUAUUAUGGGUCAACCUAUAAAUCCACAAUGUCGUGUAUACCCUGAAGAAAUGAUCCAAACUGGAAUCUCAGCAAUAGAUGGUAUGAACAGUAUUGCUAGGGGACAGAAGAUUCCUAUAUUUUCAGCAGCAGGCUUGCCCCAUAAUGAGAUUGCUGCCCAGAUUUGCCGUCAAGCUGGACUGGUUCAAAAAUCCAAAGAUGUCAUGGACUAUAGUGCAGAGAAUUUUGCCAUUGUAUUUGCUGCUAUGGGAGUUAAUAUGGAAACUGCAAGAUUCUUCAAGUCUGAUUUUGAAGAAAAUGGAUCAAUGGACAAUGUCUGUCUCUUCUUGAAUCUUGCAAAUGACCCAACCAUUGAACGCAUUAUUACACCUCGUCUUGCACUGACUACUGCAGAAUACCUGGCCUACCAAUGUGAAAAGCAUGUGUUGGUUAUUUUAACAGAUAUGAGUUCUUAUGCUGAAGCUUUAAGAGAGGUUUCAGCAGCUCGGGAAGAAGUACCUGGCCGUCGUGGUUUCCCAGGUUAUAUGUAUACUGAUCUGGCUACUAUCUAUGAACGAGCUGGACGUGUGGAGGGCAGAAAUGGAUCCAUUACACAGAUUCCUAUCCUUACUAUGCCUAAUGAUGAUAUCACUCACCCUAUUCCUGACUUAACUGGAUACAUCACUGAAGGGCAGGUCUACGUUGACCGUCAGUUACACAACAGACAGAUUUAUCCACCUAUUAAUGUUUUACCAUCUCUCUCACGAUUAAUGAAGUCAGCCAUAGGGGAAGGUAUGACACGGAAAGAUCAUCCUGAAGUCUCUAAUCAGCUGUAUGCUUGCUACGCCAUUGGCAAAGAUGUCCAAGCCAUGAAAGCUGUGGUUGGUGAGGAAGCUCUCACACCUGAUGAUCUGUUAUAUUUGGAAUUUCUGCAAAAAUUUGAGAGAAAUUUCAUUGCACAAGGUCCAUAUGAAAACAGGACUGUAUUUGAAACUUUGGAUAUUGGCUGGCAAUUGCUCCGAAUAUUCCCCAAGGAGAUGUUGAAACGUAUUACUCAAAGUACACUGGCAGAAUUUUACCCAAGAGAUGCUGCUAAACAUCAGUGAAAUCCCAAAUUCAACAGUGGAAGAUUUAUUUUCAUACUUCGUAAGAAUACAUUUCAUACCGAAGCAUUCUAUACUUAACACACUCCAGCAAUUGUUUAUAAUUCAUCUUUUUGUAUUGUAAAAAGAAAGCUAUACAAAUCAAAGUAUUAAAUUGGAAGUCCAUAAAACCUUUUGUUUUGAAAAAGUCUGAAUGCUAAACCUUGCAGAAAACUGUUUACAGCAAUUGAAAUCAUUUGUUUACAACUUCUUCACCAGUAUAUGCAUAGAACUAAAUUUAGAUUUAUCUGGUUUUAUUGGGGAUGAGAGCAAUCAGUUUAACUGAUCAAAAUGGUAAGCAUUCUGAUCUCAAAAGAUGAAAUGGAUAUAGAAGAAUAUAAUUAACAAUUUGCAUCAGCUAACUAAGCCCGAUUUAUCUUGAGGAAAUUAGGAUAUUGAAAGUUUAUGGCAAUUUAUUCAUGCACAGCUUAUUACCAAGCAUAUAGAAAGGAAUUAUUUAAAUUGUACUUUCCUAUACAACUCUUUUUUUUCCAAAGAUAACUAACUGGAAGAUAUGUUGAUAAAGGCUCAACUGUAAAAAUAUUUUUCUUGAUGAAUUAUGGAGAAAUUAAUUAAAAAAAGGAUUUGCAUUUACUGUAUCCUUAUUCUUUUCUAAACUUAAAGGAAAUUAUUUUAAUUUGUUAUAAUUCAUUGUG